Molecule: messenger RNA, 5013 nt
Organism: Lodderomyces oxycetoniae
Lineage: Eukaryota; Fungi; Ascomycota; Pichiomycetes; Serinales; Debaryomycetaceae
Gene: RPA190
Product: DNA-directed RNA polymerase I core subunit
Exons: 1
Coding region: 1-5013 (1670 amino acids)
Biological process (GO): DNA-templated transcription
Cellular component (GO): RNA polymerase I complex
Molecular function (GO): DNA binding
Source: RefSeq, a predicted model, not a curated record
AUGGAUAUUUCUAAACCAGUUGGUUCAGAAAUCACUUGUGUUGAUUUCGGAGUGCUCUCAGAUGAGGAGAUACAAAAGUUAUCAGCCAAACAAAUCACCAACCCUGUUGUGUUUGAUAAUUUAGGCCAUCCAGUGAAUGGUGGUCUCUAUGAUUUGUCUCUUGGUGCGUUUUUGAGAAACGUGUGUACGACAUGUGGAUUAGAUGAGAAGUUUUGCCCCGGACACAUGGGCCAUAUAGAGUUGCCAGUACCUGUUUAUAAUCCAAUGUUUUUUAACCAACUAUAUAUACUUUUGAGAAGUUCAUGUUUAUACUGUCACAAGUUCAAGAUGAAUUGGCUUGAAUCGAAUUUGUUCAAGUGCAAGUUACAACUAGUACAAUAUGGACUAUUGUUAGAAUGCACUGAAUUGGAGAAUAUGAUGCCAUCUCGGGGGAAAAAGAAUGACAAUGACAAUGACAAUGACAAUGAUGAAGACGAUGAGUCAACAAUCGACGAAAAAUCCAAAAAGGCAUUGAUGGAGAAAAGAGAGGCAUUUGUUAAAGAUGCUAUAGCCUGUGCAUUAAGAGAUGGACGAACCACACAUAAAGGAGUGAAAACUGCAUCAGUUGGAGAAGAAAGAAAAGCCAUUAUACAUGACUUUUACAAAAGGUUAUUGAGCAGGCCCAAGUGUAGCAAUUGUGGAAUGUAUUCACCAAGUUUCAGAAAAGAUGGGUACACAAAGAUUUUUGAAAACUCGUUAAAUGACAAGCAAAUCACCAACAACCGUGUGCGAGGCUUACAGCGCCAAGAUAUGUUGAAAAAGAAUGGGGGCGUCAAAAACGGAUCAGAUGCAAGUGACAUACCCAAUAUCAAGCAUAAAGGAGGUUCAAAAUACGUCUUAGCAUCAGAAGUGAGGAAUAUAAUAAGAGCUGUAUUUGAAAAGGAACAGUCAGUGUUGCAAAAAGUUUUCCAUUCUAGACCGUAUCAACACGAAAUUGUUAGUGGUGACAUUUUCUUUAAACAAGCAAUUUUAGUUCCACCUACUAGAUUUAGAUUGCCUUCUAAAUUAGGUGACGAAGUCCAUGAGAAUUCUCAGAAUGAGUUAUUGUCCAACAUUUUGAAAACGGCUGUAUUGAUUGGAGACUUGAAUGGGCAAAUUUCCCAAAUGUACAAAGAAAAAGUCAGCGGCGAGCAAAAGAAGAUGAUUUUCAAUAGACUAAUGAAUUCUUUUGUCACUUUGCAAAAUGACGUUAAUGCGUUUAUAGAUUCCACGAAAAACCAGAAUGCUCCAGCCGGCAAGGUUCAAAACCCAGGUAUUAAACAAGCUCUAGAAAAGAAGGAGGGUUUGUUCAGAAAACAUAUGAUGGGCAAAAGAGUUAACUAUGCUGCACGGUCAGUUAUCUCGCCUGACCCAAAUCUUGAAACCAAUGAGAUUGGUGUACCUCCCGUUUUUGCAUUGAAGCUAACCUAUCCCGAGCCGGUCACUUCUCAUAAUGUAGCAGAAUUGAGACAAGCUGUGAUUAAUGGUCCUGAUGUUUGGCCAGGUGCUAUACAAGUUCAAAAUGAAGAUGGGAGAUUAACAUCGUUGGUUGGGAUGACCGCUGAACAGAGGAAAGCAUUGGCAAAUCAACUUUUAACCCCUUCAGGUAACGCUCCUGUUGUAGGUAAAAAAGUUUACAGACACCUAAAGAAUAAAGAUGUUGUUAUCAUGAAUCGUCAACCAACUUUGCAUAAGGCGUCUAUGAUGGGUCAUAAAGUUAGAGUUUUACCUGGUGAAAAGACUUUAAGGUUGCAUUACGCCAACACCGGUGCUUAUAAUGCCGAUUUCGAUGGUGACGAAAUGAAUAUGCAUUUCCCUCAAAAUGAAAAUGCAAAAGCUGAAGCUUUGAAUUUGGCAAACACUGAUAGUCAGUACCUCACACCAACUUCAGGAGCUCCUUUGAGAGGUUUGAUUCAAGAUCAUAUCUCUGCUGGUGUGUGGUUAACUAGUAAGGAUUCGUUUUUCAAUAGGGAAACAUAUUACCAGUUAGUUUAUGGAUGUAUCAGGCCAGAGGAUGGUCAUACAAGUGGGGAUAGAAUUGUGACUGUUGCGCCAGCAAUUUUUAAGCCAGAGUAUCUUUGGACUGGUAAACAGAUAAUCACCACAAUAUUGUUAAAUAUCAAGCCACGCAAUGUUCCUGGUGUCAAUUUAGUGUGUAAGAACAAGAUCAAGAAUGAUUAUUGGGGUCAAGGUAGUAAUGAAAAUCAAGUCAUUUUUCAAAAUGGGGAAUUGUUGAGUGGUAUUUUGGAUAAAUCUCAAUAUGGUGCAUCACAAUUCGGUAUUGUUCACUCUUUGCAUGAGAUAUAUGGACCAGAUGUUGCGGGAAAAGCUUUGAGUAUUUUGGGGAGGUUAUUCACAAAUUUCAAUACCAUGUAUGCGUUGACAUGUGGUAUGGAUGAUUUGAGAUUGACUAAUGACGGCAAUGUUUGGAGAGAUGACAUUUUGAAAAAAUCUGUUGAUAUUGGAAGAGUAGCUGCUACAGAAGUCACCAAUUUGUCCGAGGAUACGCCAAACAACGAUAAAGAAUUGAGGAAGAGAUUAGAAGAAAUAUCAAGAGACGAUAAUAAAUUGGGAAUAUUGGAUGCUAUUACACAGUCUAAGGUAAAUGCCAUCACCUCUCAAGUUGUUUCCAAAUGUGUUCCUGAUGGUACAAUGAAAAAAUUUCCCUACAAUGCUAUGCAAGCCAUGGCUUUAUCCGGUGCAAAAGGUUCUAAUGUGAAUGUUUCUCAAAUCAUGUGUCUUUUAGGCCAGCAAGCUUUAGAAGGAAGAAGGGUUCCAGUGAUGGUAUCGGGAAAAACAUUGCCCUCUUUCAAGUCAUUUGAAACAGAUGCUAGAGCUGGUGGCUAUAUUAAGCAACGUUUCUAUUCCGGUAUUAGACCACAAGAGUAUUACUUUCAUUGUAUGGCAGGCAGAGAAGGUUUGAUUGAUACUGCGGUUAAGACAUCUAGAUCCGGUUACUUGCAACGUUGUUUGACAAAACAGUUGGAGGGUGUUCAUGUUAACUAUGAUAACUCUGUAAGAGAUGGAGACGGUACCAUGAUUCAAUUCUUGUAUGGUGGAGACUCGAUCGAUACAACUAAGCAGUCACACAUGAAUGAGUUUGAGUUUUGCUUGAAAAAUUACGAUGCUUUGUUGGCCAAGUAUAAUCCCGGUGAUAUGGUUGAACACUUGGAUACCACUGAGGCGUUGUCCUACUUGAAGAAGGUUCGUAAAUCGUUGAAGAAACAGAAAAAUGUACCUCAUUAUGAUCAAGUGAUCAAGUAUGACCCAGUGCUUAACAUCUACAAUCCAUCCAAAUAUCUUGGUUCAGUAUCUGAGAAAUUCCAAGAGAAAUUGGAAGAAUUUGUGCUGAAGAAUCCUCAUUUAUUUGCACAUUCAAAGGAAGAAGCUAAAACGCUUCGUAAAUUGACAGAAAAGAAGUUCAGAGCUUUAAUGCAAUUGAAGUAUAUGAGAUCUUUGGUGAAUCCGGGUGAAUCUGUGGGUAUCAUUGCUUCUCAAUCAAUUGGAGAACCUUCGACUCAAAUGACCUUAAAUACCUUCCAUUUUGCUGGACACGGUGCUGCAAAUGUCACCUUGGGUAUACCACGUAUGAGAGAGAUUAUUAUGACUGCUUCUGCUUCUAUUAAGACGCCACAGAUGACAUUACCUAUACUAAAUGAUGUUAGUGAUGAACAUGCAGAUGCAUUUUGCAAAUCUAUUGCUAAAGUUGUUUUGUCUGAAUUUGUUGAUAAUGUAACAGUGACGGAGACUACUUCGCAAGAUGAAAGUGGGUCGAAUAGUCGUUCGUAUGUAAUACAUUUGGGUUUUUAUACUAAAGGAGAGUAUGAAGCAGAGUACGAUAUUAGUCAAGAGCAAUUGGAGAAUGUUGUGACAAACCAGUUUAUACAUGCAUUGGAAGUACAAAUUGUUAAAGAAGUUAAGAAGCAAAAGAAACCAGAACAUAUGCCAGUUGUUGGUAAAUCUGCAGGUAAAACGGAUAUGGAAACUGUUAGUGGUAAAAUCAAAGAUGUAAGCGAUGAUGAGGAUGACAAUGGUGAUGAUGAUGAUGAUGAUGAGGAUGCCGAAGAGGAGAGUAUGAAGAGCAAAGCUAAACAACAAGUUUCCUAUGAUGGUCCCGAUGAUGAUGAGGUAGAGACCAUGAAGCGUGCAGAAGAGACUAGUGAUGAGGAGAUGGAAGAUGCUGAUAACGCAUCAUCUUUGUCAUCAUCAUCAUCAUUUGCUUCCGACACUAGUGAUUCUGAAAACGAAGAAGCAGAUAAAGAUGAAGAUGCCAUGGCUACAGACAGGCCUCAAAAGAAGAAGGAAUUAUCGAGACUAGCUAAAGAUCGUCAAGCAGAAGUAAUAGCACGACAUAAUAUGGUUACUGAAUUUGACUUUGACGACGAGCUAGGAGAAUGGUGUGUUUUCAAGCUUGAGUUGAAUGGCAAUGAGACUCAAAAAUUAUUGAUGGUUAAUAUAGUUGAAGAUUUAUUACGGAAAACGGUUGUUCGAGAAGUUUCACGUAUUGGAAGAUGUUUACGUCCUGAGCCCAAUGCAGGAGAAGAAAGAGUGCUUACUACAGAGGGUGUUAAUUUCCAGGCGAUGUGGGAUCACGAUGAUUUCAUCAAGAUCAAUGCAAUCACAUCGAAUGAUGUUGCUGCGGUAUUACAUACAUAUGGUGUUGAAGCUGCCAGAAACACCAUUGUCAAUGAAAUUUACCGAGUUUUCAACACGUAUGGUAUCAGUGUCUCGUCGCGUCAUCUUGACUUGAUUGCUGAUAUGAUGACUAGAGAAGGUACAUACUUGGCAUUCAAUAGACAAGGCAUUGAUAGUUCUACAUCCAGUUUCAUGAAGAUGUCCUAUGAAACAACGUGUCAAUUCUUGACCAAAGCUGUAUUAGAUGGCGAUCGUGAGGAACUAGAGAGUCCGUCUGCAAAGAUUGUUAUGGGUAAAUUGUCAAAUGUGGGUACUGGUUCAUUUGACGUUUUUGCCCAAUUGCCUAAGCAAGAGGAAUAA